GCGGCCCCGCACCUCGCCCUCUCCUCACAGGGGGCCGCAAACCCACCGCCCGCCCCUCGGAGCGGACGGCGGCCCCGCGGCCCGCGAACCCCUCACGGGGGAACCGCGGCCAGCGAGACGCGGCGGGAGGGGGCUCCUUACCGCCCCAUAUGCCCAGCUUGAGCUGGGACUUGUUCAGGUUCUCCACAUAGUCGCCCAGGAAGCGGUUCAGCAGAUCCGCCACCACCGACUCCAGGACCAUGGCGGAGGCGGCCCCUCAGCCGGCGGGAGUGUUGGCUGUUCAAAGCUAUUCCCAUCCUAAGGAAGUGACAAGUCAGGAAAAUUGUGAAUAGAGCUCCUGCUGCCCUUCUAUUAGCACGGAAGCUGACCCAGGGUUCCUCUUGCACACUGAUGGAGUUCUUCAAGAGAUACAAAAUGCACAAUUCAAAGCUGAACUCGUGCAGCCUGUGAGUGUCCCCAGAGGGUCACCAUUCUCCAGACCCUGCAAGGCCAUACUCAAGAGCAGGUCGACCGAUCUGACAGCUUUGAGGCAGCCUGGCAAGUUUGUUCACCACAGAGCUGAUGAACCACACUGGGCAACCUUCCCUCAGGAACCUGUUUGGUAACUCAGAGCUGCACCAAGGAAGAGCAGCAGCUCAGGGAAUGAAGGGGCUGACAGCACAUAGGUACAGUUGCAAAGUGUCCUUCAAAACAUUUGUCCAGGGUGCACAUGGAGAGCAGAUACUGAAUCCCAGUCUAGAUACAGAGGUGUCAACUUGAGGUGACCGUGGUGAUGGCUCUAGGCCUGAUGUAUUCCAGACCAUGGAACCACAUUGCUGUAGCUGAGCAGGAGGUCCUCAAAGGGGAAAAGCCCGAUGGACAAAUCCACCUGCAGACACACAGAGGCGAAAAAGUACGUGAACAUUCUUCUUGGACAGACUACAGGGCACGGACAGCCGAGCAAGGCACCGAGGGCGCCAUUCAAGGCAGGACUGGCACAAGCCCAUUCGACCCACGGGUUCCAAACACCCCUGCCCAGCGCACCACUGCUGGCCCAGUCAAACGGCACAAGGACAGAACUAAACCGCUAAAGAGAGAAAACAGCACCGACUCUCCACCGGGGCAAACGUCCCCCUCUGGCAGAGCCCCCCGCGCCCCUCCCCGAGCAGAGCACGUACCUGGUGCAGUGCGAGCCCCCGCUCUGGGCAGCAGCCCCGACUCGCUGCUCGCCGGGCCCGGGCACCUCCGGCAGCCGCCAACACCUCCGGCAGCCGCCAACACCAACACCUCCGGCAGCCGCCAACACCUCCGGCCGCCCCGAGCCGGCCCUUUUCUACAGGCACCGGGCACCUCCCACCCGGGGAGGGACGGGAACGGAGGGGGCUGCCCGAGGGAGGGCAGGAAAGAAGGGGGUGCCGGGCCGGCGGCCGCGCCUGCCGCUCUCCCGCGGGGAGAGGAGGAGGAGGAGGGAAAGCACCGCUGCUGCCCCGCUGGACACGGCGUGGGCGCCGGAGUCGUGCCCAGGGCAGGGGGGAGGGACUCGGACAAGGGCCUGUCUCGGGAAAGCGCCUUUAGGGCCGCCCCACGCCCCCGGGAGCCGCCUGCGGGAGGGGAAGGGGCUGCCCGGGCAGCGCAUCGCCCCCGGCUCCCUCUCUGAUGAAUGGCUAUUACAGAGGCGUCCCGAGGUUAACUAACAAACCCGGGACAAAAGCAGCGUUGUUUGGUGCUUCUGUUCUUCUGGAGCUGCUGGCGGCUCUCCAGCACUGGAGCCAUACGAAGCGGGGAUUGCGGUUUUCAAGCUCCUUUGUAAAGAACUUCGCUGCCCUUCCGCGUGUGAAUGUGUGUCGCCCCCUCCUCAUUACCCACGAAGAACACGAGACAACGGAGCCUUGACCCCGCGUCCUUAUGAGCGAUACUGAGCCACGGCAAAACCAGCAAUGCAGAUGCAGUGAGGGGAAAAACACGGUAGAAAAUGCUUUGGUGUGUCAAAAACACAGACUUGUGUGACACUGAACGGGCACCGCACUGAGCCAGGGGGCAUCCAGCAACUUGCUCGGCACAGUUCUGCAAUGCAGCACCGCCUGGACAGACCUGCAAACUCUAUAAUUAUCCUGCGAGCUGCAAAUAGCAACCUGAACUGCAGAGCCAGGAAGGCCUGACAAACUGGUUGGCCGAACACUCAGCUGGAGGUUGUAACACAGGGGUAACAGACAAAUAAUAUUCGGCUUUCCUUUUGCCGGUGAAGAGCUAAAGUUCAUGUUUACUGAGUGCUCAAAAUAGAUGAGAUGUGCUCAGAGAAAACAAAUCCGGGGGGUUACAGGGGCAGGGAACAUUUUGAACCCGCUGAAAGGUUUAGCAGGGAACACACAUGUUCUGGGUUUGAGCUCUGCCUCUCUCCUGCUUGUUUUACACCAGUUAAGCUUCACUUGCACAAUAAUCCUCUAGUGAUUAAAAUCAGAGGAAAUUCUUUCUGCCAUGAUUUGUAAAAGGGUUCAGGACACCCCAGAGGUCCCAGUAACGCUGCAGUUGCUGGUGCUCUUGCAGUUUACUUAAAAGGACUUGCUUGAUGUGAGCAUGGUUCAAAUAAUCUCUAAUCUAACUCAGAGGCUUCUGGAGAGGGUUUAUGCUUUCUCCAGCUAAUGAGAUUUUUCAGCAGCAUGGUAAGAGGAGUUAUUGGAGACCCUGGGAUGCUCUCCUUUGGGAAGCACCACAGAGCUGUUAUCCAUUCAGACCAGGCAAUACAGCACUGUACAUCCUGCAGCUUCCAAAGAGAAAGUGAGCUAGUUCCAGUUUACACACCUCUGCUUUGAAUACCAAAGAAAUAUUUUACUCUAAACAUGGAGAAAAAUUAAGGAAAUUGAGCUUUUUAGUGGGAACUUCAUUGCCUCCAGUAACAGAUGACAGAAGUAGUUCAGAUACAGCAAUCAUGGCAACUGGGCUCAGGUAUGCUGAGUGCCCAGCUGGCAUCGGGCAGUGGUGAAAUAAAACAACCACUCUGUCAGAGGUGCUUGAUUUCUGUUUAGUCUCUUUAGGCUCCCAAGGAAAAGAGCGAGGGCUCUCCCAGCGGGUGAUCGGUCCCCUGCUCGCAGUUGCCUGUCUCCCUCCAGUGCCUGCAGAGUGAGCAGGUGCCUUACACGGGGCGGUGUGUCCCGCCCUGCCUGAGCCGGCACUUCCCAGCCCUUUAACAGAUCGCUGAGUGCCGGGAGUGCAGCAACACUUAAGCACUCGAUACAUCCCCCCUGGAAAUAGGCACUCAGAUCUGCGAGUGUAGCUUCCUGUGUUCAAAGCUGUUUCUCUUUCCUUGAUUAGCUUCAGAGUAUAAUUAAAAUGUGCUGCCAACAAGGCUUCCUGUUGCUAUUAAAAAUGUGUCUGCAAUAAUCCACUUUUAAACCGGAAAAGAUAUAAUUUGUGGCAAGGCUUUAUUACCACCCCAGUACCAAUAACUGGUGAAAGCCUGGGAUCUCUCCAGGGGCUGGAAAACCUGAGACUGAAUGGAAUCUCUUCCCAGAGCAACACAGAACAAAGUCAGGAGUUUUCCUUGGCGUGUUACACUGAUAUUAUUUCUCUCCUGCCUUCACUGGGCACAGUGGCCCCAUUCAGGAAAGGUCCAAAACCUGUUUGAAACUCGCUGGUUUGAGGGCCUGGAAGUGCCAGGAGAACCCUUCCAGUGGUUUGUAGAGGGUAGAGAGGCAGGAGAGCUUCAAGAGCUGGCAGCCUUUUGGUGAUGAGCACCAGGGGAGGUGAAACCCUCCCUAUCCAGCCAAGACGAGUGGAGAGAGAAAGAAAAACUUCCUACCCUGCUGUGAAAGGAGGAGGCAUCAAAGACAGGCAUGGAUGAGGCAGCACAGAAGAGUUUAAAGCAACAGCCAUGGCUCAGUGCAUCAUAUUACCUAAAAUAUGCAACAUUUCCACAGGCUUCUGUGAGAACAAAUAACCCGGUUCAGUUUUAUUUUCCUAAAGAAAGCAGCAGUAACUCAGCUGCAGCUUCUUGAAAGAAAACCUCAAUCAACUGAGAGGCACUGACUUUUUUCAUUGCAGACUGAUAUCAUUGCAAAUGUACAGCACAUUGAUGCCUUCCUGUCACUGUGACAAGUGUCAAAGGUAUCUCUUAGCAGUCUGCUCUCCACUUCUGGCCUGAAUCAAGUCAUUCUGCAUUUCUUGUUUAGUAACACAAAAUGGUAACAGAGGUUCAGCAAAACUCAUCUGACAACCUGAUCUUUCUCCUCUUAUUUAGUACAUUAUAGUAGCUUAUAUUUUACCUCACCAGCAAAGGCAGGUUUCUGCACAGCUUUGCAAGUGUCCCUGCUCCUUUAAAUGAACACAUGAAAGAACAAGUGCCCAAGAGCUGCUUGGCAGAAGGGCACAGGAGCUGUGGGGCCCUUCAGGCACUUGGGCACUUCAGGCAAAGUAUCUCAAGUACCUCAUGGCACAGCAGUGUGAACUGUACAAAUGUAAAGCUAUGAACUAAAGAAUUCAUUCCUGCCAGCACAUUACAUGGUCCUGUGGUGAGAAGCUGAGAAUUGCCACGCAAAAUCCAAGAAAGGUUUGCUGUCCCUGCUUCCACUGCUGCUGAAAUCAGCAAAACAAUCUCCUGGGCUGAAGUCUAGGUCUAUACCUGAAUCUAACCACAUCUGGCUUUAAAUGCCUUUCCAUGUUUUAUGGAAAUACACCCAGUUCCAGGCAGUAUCUACUUCAUGUCUACUCAAAUCUGAAAACCUUCGCUAUUUUGCCUGCAUGAUGUUAAAUUUCUUUUCCCUGAUGCUUUCAUGUAACAGGGUAGAAAAGAAUGGAACUGGAAAAAUAUUUUAAAGGCUAUCAGGAUCAUGAAACACAUCACAGAGCAGAUAAUUAAUUAUCCACAUUUCCUAUGACUGGGUCAAAACAAGCUCCAGUGCUCUGUUCAGGUAAUUUCCUGAAAAGGCAAGGUUCUACACAUGGACAACCAGGAUAAAAACUCAACAGCAGAGGGGAUUUCCUGGCACCAUCAGAGGGUUUAGCACACGGCCUGGGCAGUUUAGGAAAGCUGGUAAAAGGAUCCUAAAGAAGAAUGGAACUGGCUUGAGAAAGGAAGACAGAAGAAACAGAGAUUAUUUAAUUGAAAAAAAAAAUAUGAGGGGCAGAAAGACUCUGCUUGUUCUGCUUGCUUCUGAAAAAAGGGGGAUGUUGAGCUGCCUUGCACAGCUCCAGCUCGGAAGGCACGAGUGACUCAGGGCUUGGCAAACUGCUGCCCCAGCAGGGACUUCCAGGGGUUAAACUUCAAAGGGGAAAAGGACUGAGGUGCUCAAAAGGACACUGCUGGUGGCCCUGGAUGUGCAAGGCCACUGCUCUGAAGGGUGACAGGAAAGCAUCUGAUCUUCCUCCUCUGAACUAAUAUUAUCCUGCAGUUCAAGGAUGUCUGCCCAGGAAGGUAAUUUGACAGUUUUGUUGCUGGACACCUGCUCGCUCUGACAGGCCAGCCGUGAGAUCACAGCCAGGUUAUGCAGGUGCAGGCUGGGUGGGAGCAAACCUUGCAGCCAGACAGAAAGAACACAUGUCCAAGGGACUGGGUAUAAACUGCCUUGUUAGUGAAUGUUUCACUAAAAUUUUACAGGCCUGACCCUGGUGAAAGCCUAAAAAUUCCCAUGCCUUUUCCCAGGAAUUGCAGCUCUGUAUUGCAGACUCUGUGUUUCUUUCAAGAUUCUGGGGUAUGGUGAAAGCAGACCCAGAAUUGCCCCCAGAGUGUGGUGUUCAGGUCACUCUUCUGGUGUGGAAGAUUAACUUGUUAUUUGGGCAAACAGCCCCAUUUUAGGGCAGGCCUGUCCCAUUAGGCCCCACAAAUACUUCUGAGGAUUUUCUGAAGAAAAGUCCACCAAACUGCUCACGUCUUUCCACAGGGAUGUGCUGUGUUACGGCAGUAAUGAGCAUCUCAUGGCUUUGCAGAGUUGUUGUGCUGUGACUUGUAGUAGGGUUAAUGAAAUAUGAGAAUUAUCACUAAUAUUUCCCUCAGAGUAAAAAUAAAAUCAGGCAGUACAACCUAAUAACUUAUAGACCAGAAUAUUUCAGCUGGAAGGGAUCACCCAGUCCAACUGCCAGACCAAUUCAGGGCUGCCCAGAAGUUAAACACAUGUUUUUAAGGGUCUUGUCCAAGUGCCUCUUGAAACACUGACAGGUUUCUGGCACUGGCCACCUCUCUAGGAAGUCUAUUCCAGUGUCUGACCACCCUCCUGGUAAAGAAAUGCUUCCCAAUGUCCAGUCUGAACCCCUCCUACACAGCUUUGAGCCAUUCCCACACCCUGUCACUGGACACUCCCCUUCCCCUCCUCAGGAAGCUGCAGAGAACAUCCAGGUCACCCCUCAGCCUCCUUUUCUUGGAGCUAAACAAACACAGUGUCCUCAGCUCCUCACCUGCAUUCAUUGCAGAUUCCCUGCUCAGAAACAAAGGCACAAAUCAACACUUCAUGCAACUGUCUCUGUGCUGGGAGCCUUGACAGCAGGACUCUUUCUGCACUCUGGCCUGAUGCAGUCUCAUUUGAUGGGAGUUCUCGUGUACCCCAAAAGAAUUCGUUGCAUAUAAAUUUGUAUUGACACCUGCAAGGUGAAUCACACCUGCUGAGAAAAACUAUUACUCAGUCUUCUUUUUGCUCAGGGUAAAUUUAAAUAUGAAAGAGGAAAGCUAAAUAAAACAAGGCUUGGGGUAAAAAAACCCCAAGUUUCCACAAAACUUCAAAUCAAUAAGGAUUACUUCUAUCAAGGUUAAAAAGAAAGAUAAAAAGAAGGAAACAGAUUUAGUUUCCUAAUACACAGUCCUGGCACUAUGUCCAUGGAAGGAACGUAUUUCAACCAUUGAUAAAAUACAUUUACAUCCAUCUCAAAAAGUCAAAUUUGAGAAAAGCUUUGGAUCUAUAUGCUGAUUUGUUUCAUCAUUUUAUGUCUCAAAAGAUGAUUAUAUGAGCCAGCAAAUGGAUAAUUAUCUACUACUAGCCCUUUAAUCAGUCAUUACAAUGUCACUAGUUGUUCUUUGGAAGAGGAUUCACUAGAACUUCCCUCCUUGCUGUGUUCUUUGGAGACACAAGGCUAAACCUGUCCAGUUACAAACACCAACACCGAAAGUUUCCUCUCCAACUGUGCUUUACCACACUCCUCUGGUCAUGUAGAAACUUGCAAAAGGAGAUUUUGAUUUCCAGGACAGCAGGGUUGAUCUAUGCACUGCAAACACUUACUGGCAGGUUUUAUUGACCAAGCAGUUCUUAGUGCUCUUCCUCCUGCCUAGACACACCCACCAGAGCCCUUCCCCAAAGAGCACAGAGUCAGAGCAGCCUCAAACCCAGCAGAGAGGCAGGGGCUCUCUGUUAUGCUCCCCAAACACCUGCCCCAGGAGUUGCUGGCUGGCUGCACCUGUCCUGCAGGUACAGUCUGUGAGAAGCUCCAAGCACCAGGUGACGUGGCUGUGUGGAAGCACCACCCUGCUGGUACAAACAAGGCUCCCCAGGGUGAGCCAGGCAGAAGCCAAGGACAUCUCCAAGAGGGUGAUUCACCUUGUCCAAACAUGCUGCCUCUUGAUGGGGAGUGUUUAGCACUUGGGAAACGGGUGUGUUGGCAGACACACUGCCCUGCAUUUCCCAUGCCCUGAGCUACAAAGACCGAGGUGUCCCUGCAGGAGGAGUUCCCGAGUUCAGCCCUAAUAACAACAACUGCAGGGGCCUGCAGGGCACACUCUGCUCCUGUGGUGGGCUGGGAGAGCC
This is a messenger RNA of Pipra filicauda (Wire-tailed manakin), 7700 nucleotides long. RefSeq names its product translation initiation factor IF-2-like. The record is from RefSeq and is a predicted model, not a curated record. The transcript is spliced from 6 exons. NCBI's taxonomy places the organism in Eukaryota, Metazoa, Chordata, Aves, Passeriformes, Pipridae. The coding region runs from base 773 to 1636 and encodes 287 amino acids.